Messenger RNA from Didymodactylos carnosus, 477 nucleotides. NCBI's taxonomy places the organism in Eukaryota, Metazoa, Rotifera, Eurotatoria, Philodinida, Philodinidae. The record is from the annotation of a GenBank genome assembly.
AUGUUAUAUAAACAUCGAACAAUAAUUGGCGUUAUAAUCUUACUUUUUAUUCAAUCUUCAAAAGGAAAUAGACGAAAAGAUAUAAUGGGCUCAUUAUUACGACGACAUGAACGUGGUCUAACUGACGAACAGCCUGUCAACAAUGCGCAUACGCUAAAUCCACAAGUUGAUUUAAAGUUGAAAAAUUUAAAAUUAAAUGGUAAACAAUUAAAUGCGUUCGAUACAGAAAAAAUGAUAUUUUUGGUGACAAGAGCUGCGGCACAUAACAUUAAAUUUAAACAACUGAUACCACGUGUAUCACCUGAAGAAUUAUCACAUAUGAAAAGGGAACCAAACAACGAAAUAAUUAAAAUUGAUAAACAAGCAUGGAUUGAUAAAUUCAGACAAAAUGCGGAUUUGGUCAAAAAAUUUGAUGAUGCAUUAAAAACAUUACCAUUACAAAAAGAAAUUAAUAGAGAAUUUGGUUAUAGCCCGUAA